GGUAUUAAUGCCUACGAUCGAGGAAGAUUACUUUUAUCCUCAAAAUGCCUGUGAGGAUUGUGCGCUUGUCAGUUCGCGUAUGCUCAACCUGUGUUAAGGCAAAGACCGAAUACGCAUCCAACCUAUACAUUUCGUUUACUACCGAAAACGCGCGGUAAUGGGCACAGUUCCGUAACACGUGACCCCCCUCAAAAAUACCCUCUCGAGUGGCUGGAGUUGGAUGGCAUUUUAUUGGGUAUCGGCUCUUCGGAGCGAGUCAACGUGUCUUGAAGUGAUGCUGCAGCCGCCUUGGGGGAAGAGGCAGCGUUUAUCUACCGGGGGAGGAAAGCGCCUAGAUUUCGGCGAAGAGGAAGGGACGGGAACUUGGUCGUCACGGGGGCUUGACUGGAGGCGAUUCGGCCGGUCAACACUGUACACUUGCCGAGCGUGUCAGUCGAGCGUAAUAAUUGGCACGUGUAUCCCAGGGCUUUCUAAUAAGAUGUUCAAUCUGUGAAUGCGUCGGCUGGUAUUGUGUACUGCACGCAUUGUGCCGGCCAACAUCAUUCUUAUCGGCAGCGGCAACGAGACUGCAUGGCAGCAGAGAAAGUGUCGAUAAGCGGUAAAUGCAAACCGGGCGCUGAGCUUCAAAGUACAACGAGCGAGACACAGAAAGGCACAUUCUUUUCCACGGAGUACGGCAAAGCGGGCUGCAAGCCUCGUAGGCACCAGCUGGGUGUUUUUCACUGCAGCCCGGCGACUUCGUCUCUGACCUGGGGAUCGUCGAGCGCUGGACACGUACCCUUCCCUUCCCUGGACCUCCGAGGACCCCCUCCGAGGACCCAACAACAAUCCUCAAACAUGAAACACUUAUGGAGCUACGCAGUUUUCUUGGGAUGUCUAAUCCAAGUGUCUGCGGCAGACCAAAAUGUUUCCAGCCUCAUUCGUGACAUGUUUUCCGACUACAAUCGCUUGGUACGCCCCGUAAAGAACUCAUCAGACCCCAUCAUUGUCGACUUCUAUUUCUACUUUGCUCACGUCUUGGAUAUGAAUGAACGAGAGCAGACGCUGAGUAGUUCGAUUUGGCUGACGUUGUUCUGGCAAGAUGAUUAUAUGACGUGGGACCCUGACGAUUACGGCGGAGUGUACAUGUUCAAGGUCCCCUCCAAGGAAGUAUGGCUCCCAGAUAUCUACUUCUACCAAAACGCGGAGCUACAAACUAAAAACUUCCUCCAGGGGUCGAUGGUGAAGGUCUUCAGCGAAGGGAAGAUCAUGUGGGGUGCCCCGGUCAACUUCAAGGGGUACUGCCUGCUGGAUGUCCGGUACUUCCCCUUCGACCACCAGGUCUGCGAGAUGAAGUUCGGUCCCUGGCAGCAUAACGGCAAGGAAAUCAUCAUGAUGGGCAAAGGCGAUAAGUCCGUCUUCAACAGCAACGGUGAAUGGGACAUGACGGGCAUCAAUACAUCUAACAAUGUCGAGUACUACCCGGACGACCCGGGCAUCCCCUUCACCGACUGUAAGUUCACGAUCAUGUUCACUCGCCGCUCCGAGUUCUACGUCUUUAACCUGAUGAUGCCCUCCUGUCUGAUCUGCCUCAUGGCGGCGCUGGCCUUCCUUCUCCCGCCCACCUCCCAGGGCAAGGUCAACCUAGGCGUCACCUUCCUGCUCUCCAUGACCGUGUUCCUCAUGAUUGUGGCGGAGUCCAUCCCACCCACCAACCAGGUCCCCGUCAUCGGUCAGUAUUUCGCCGCCACCAUGAUGCUGGUAUCCCUGUCGCUUGUUCUCAACGUCUGCGUGGUAGCCAUCUUCAGCCACGCCACUACCGGCGAGCCCGUCCCCGAGUGCAUCCGCACCUGCGUCCUGGGCGUCUUGUCAGCCGUGGUCCGCCUGUCCUCCGAAGAGAUCCGCGAGAUUCGGCGGCAGAAGUUCAAGCGGAGUGGCCACAAGCACCGGGUACUGACCGGGCCGUCGUUCAGCGGCCGGACCAAGUUCACCUCGGUGCCCAUGAAGGAGGAGGUGAGGAGCCACGGGGUCAACUACUACAUGGACUACGUGCCCAACUCUCACAUGUCCAACAACAACGACAAGUCCAAGAGGCACAGCGAGCAAUUCGAGGCGCUAACGCGCGAACUCAAGCGGAUGAACGAGACGCUGACUGGCAUGAAGCUAGGCGACAAGAAGUUCAGCACAGACCAGAGACGUAACUACCGGGAAUGGGUGCUAGUCUCCCGGGUGCUGGACAGAACCUUCCUGGUGCUGUAUCUCAUCGGGAAUGUCAUGUCUGUGUUACUGCUUGUCUUACCUGUAAUGAUUAUUAAGCCAGAUGUACCAACAGAUCAAAGCGAAGAUGUUUGAUUCCCACGUGCUUCACGCCAAUACCCUGCUGGUGUCCACUUGUUUUGCGACCACCCAAGUGAUUUGUCGGUCAGCUGAAGCCACUGUUAUGGGCAAAUAUAAUUAUCUUCAGUUUUCCUCAAGCUUACAGUGGGCGGACAUUACUUUCGAGAUGUCAGGAAUCGGAUCCCGUAGCCGAGCACGCAAUGGCCGUUUAGGCUUAUAAUCAAUGAAUGCAGAUAUCUCGCCCAUUUGAUGUGACACUAAAUCGUCAGUGCUUGGUAACGUGAGCAGUUAGCGAUUGUCCAACUCGAAUUUCAAGAAUAUCAGUGACGCAAAGAUAGCCGAAGAUAUUUGUUCGCAUUUAGCGAUUUAUUAUUCAAUAAUUCAGGAACAACAGUCUGUCUACCAUUAUGAGUCCUUUAAUAUGAAAACGACUUUAAGUAAAAAUGAUCACGGUUCUUCCUUUAAAGGUUUGAACGCAUGCAGUGGGGGUAGGUAGGAUUUUAUCAGGAGGGGGGUACAAAGGAACCACCAACAUCUUUUUUCUUGGGGGGGGCACCAGCUUUCCGUGUUUUGGGGGGUUUAUGUUAGCCUUGUUCAAUAUCUAUUUAUCUGUUUUUUCAGUGGUGGGGGGCACCUUGGGGCACCGGGACUUUGUGGGGCCCGGUGCCCCCAGCCCCCCCCCGGCUACGCCACUGAGCGCAUUUGGAAAGGACGCCAUAAAGUCUGAUAAUAAAGUAAGUCAUGCCAAAUAUACUCGAAUAAGAGAAUGGUGUAAACAGUCGUCAGUGAAUGACGAUCGCUCCUGGAUCCGACACAGCGGAUGACUGUUGUGUUCCUCAGAAACACUGAGAAAAAUACGUCACUUGGCUCGUCCUGUCCAUACAAUACUGCGGAGAUACCGUUCAGUCAGGAUACAACAGAUAGUUUCAAUCUCAAUUCCAAAUUUUUAGUGCAGAUUUGAUUAAUUUGCCAGGUUAGCAAGACGAACGUUCUUGGGCAUUGGCUUUCUGUUUCCAGGCCCAUAAAGAAGGCAUUUGUGUUAAUUGUGUGAAUAAGCUUGUUUAAGAUUACACAUCUGGGAUCGAUAUAAUUUUAUUACCUUAUCGGCGGCAUAUCCUGCUAUUACACGAUGGUAGGAAAUAUUCUCAAGGCGUAUCAUUCCCAGAAACGUUUACGCACAGCGUAACCAGCCAAUUCAUAACUGGCUUCUGCUUCAUGACAUUAAUGAAAGCAAGUAAUGCAAUGCCUGUUGCUAUGUGCUCACUUUCAUUUCUUUUUGUGCGCAGGUACAACCCUCCUACUUGUUGAUCCAAACAAGCUGAUAAGGCUCUGCUAUCAAAUUCCUGCUCAACUUGUUUUCCCUUACUUUUAAGUGCGCUCAUAAAUAGGUCUGACGAUCACUUCGAACAAACAAACAAACUAGGCUGGACCACAACUGAUCGAUCUAAGACGACCUGACUGGCGGUACGGUCGAAGUGCUUCCAGCAAACUUCACGCCAAUAAAUUCCCCACAAUUAGGGGGGAUCGAAUAAUCGGAUUGGAUUUUAUAGUGGUGGCAACUUACAGCUGCGUGCAGGAUACCAAUGACUACUCGGCAGGGAAAGGUUCUUUCUGAGCCAUCUUGUGUGCGUGAGUGCAACAUUUGCGCAUGCUCAACGCCAGUGUGUAUGAUGACAAAAUAUACGACGAUUUCCGAUCGUUCGUUCGUGCUGACGGCUGUGCCGAAGGCAGCUUAAUUACUUCCGGACUUUGACUUCGGACCGUCUCAAGAUUUUUUUUUAAUUUACAGGUUGCAAAAAUACUCUGCUGUAAAAGUUAAAGAAUAGCUAAAUAAUAAAGACUAUUGUCAAAUUAGUGUAACGACAAUAAGGUUUGGCAAACCGACAAGAAGCCUCUGGAGUCUACACAUUUGAAAAAGUCUUUAACUAAUGCCCAGUUGUUUCCA
Molecule: messenger RNA, 4261 nt
Organism: Acanthaster planci (crown-of-thorns starfish)
Lineage: Eukaryota; Metazoa; Echinodermata; Asteroidea; Valvatida; Acanthasteridae
Product: neuronal acetylcholine receptor subunit alpha-10-like
Biological process (GO): monoatomic ion transmembrane transport
Cellular component (GO): postsynaptic membrane
Molecular function (GO): transmembrane signaling receptor activity; acetylcholine-gated monoatomic cation-selective channel activity
Source: RefSeq, a predicted model, not a curated record